Molecule: messenger RNA, 561 nt
Organism: Neurospora hispaniola
Lineage: Eukaryota; Fungi; Ascomycota; Sordariomycetes; Sordariales; Sordariaceae
Exons: 2
Coding region: 1-561 (186 amino acids)
Source: RefSeq, a predicted model, not a curated record
AUGUGCCACGGACACCCCGCCGGACAUUCAUGCGGCCAUACUUCGCUGCACUGGCACUAUUGCCCGGCAGCCAAGAUCGACCUCAAUACGGGAUACCAAGAGCAAUGCAGCAACACGACCAUGGCCAAAGAACAGCCCUCAAACGCCGGUUGUCCCUUGCAGAACUGUGACUUCAAGAACACCAACGGCAACUGGACAUGCUGCCAAUGCGGCUCCCCAAACACGACCGGGUGGUGUGACGGCAUGCUGCCUAACCCGCGAUGGGAAAGAAAUGCCCUCACCAACGAAUGGCAGUACAUCCAGACCUGCGAUCACAAUUGCUGCAGGAACUGUCCCAGGGAAGACAGACCAGCACCUGCCCCCGGCUCGAGUGCCGAAAGCUCUCGGAAGAAGAGAAAGGAUUCCAGCAAGCGCGGUACCAGGGACCCCAGAGAUGGUGUAUCCAUGACCGCAGAGGAGGUCGGACAGUCGACAUCCUACGACAUUGCGCUGGACUACAGCGGGAAGGAAAAGAAGCACAACAAGGAGUCGUCGUCGAAGUCGAGGUCCCGGAGGCACUAG